GCAAAGCAGCAUCGAAAGUCACUUCUGAGCAUGCUCCGCCCAGUUCCAAAAUGGCAGCAGCCGAACUCUUAUUUUUCCGGCAGGAACUUGGCAGGUAUGACCAGGUGUGAUCCCAUGGUCAGAAAUACUCAAUGAGAAGGGAGUUCAAGAAGGAUGGGAGUUUCUUAAAGGAGAAAUAUUGAAGGGCCAAAUUCAGCAGACAAUACCAACAAGAAAGAAAAGUGGGAGGCAACUAAGGAAACUGGUGUGGCUGCAUAAGGAGCUUACAGAUGAGCUGAGAGUUAAGAAGGGCAUGUAUAAGAAAUGGAAGAAAGGAGGAGUAUACACGAUUGCAGUUGCAGGCUGACUAAAGCUCAGAAGGAGCUCAGGCUUGCAAGAGAGAUUAGAAAUAAUGAUAAAGGUUUCUUUGGCUAUGUCCGAAGUAAGAGGAAGAACAAGCAACUGGUAUGUCCUCUGCGUGGGGAACACGGAGAAAUGCUAUUGGGUGACAGAGAAAAGGAGGAACUAUUCACCACCUACUUUGCCUCUGUUUUUACCCAAAAGGAAAGUGAUGCCCAACCUGGUGAGAACAGAAUAAAUGAUGUAAGGAGGGAGCUGCAGCCCAAGAUAGGAAAAGAGGUAGUAAGGGAACACCUAAUUACUUUAAAUGAAUUCAAAUCUCCAGGACCUGAUGAGCUGCAUCCAAGGGUACUAAAGCAGCUUGCGGAUGUAAUUCAGAGCCUUUGUAUAUUAUCUUUGAGAAUUCUUGGAGAACAUGUGCGGUCAUACAGACUGGAGGCAGGCAAAUGUCCCCAUCUUCAAAAAGGGAGGAAAGGAAGACCCAGGUAACUACGGUACCAACCAAUGAGCUUGACAUCAAUAGCAGGGAAGGUCCUAGAACAUUUGAGCAUUUAGAAAAGGAUGCUGUGAUUACUCAGACCCAGCAUGGGUUUCUCAAAAAUAAGUCAUGCCAAACCACUCUGAUUUCUUUUUUUGAUGGAAUUACAAACUUAGUGGAUCAGGGAAGUACUGUGGACGUGGUGAAUCUUGAUUUCAGUAAGGCUUUUGACAAAGACCCCAUUAUAUUUGAAUGAGAUAGCUGUUAGGUGGAUUUGUAGCUGGUUGACUAACAACCCAAAGAACUCAUUAAUGGUUCCUCAUCAGCCUGGAAACAUGACAAGUGGGGUGCUGCAGGGUUCUGUCCUGGUCCUGUUGAUGUUCAACGUCUUUAUAAAUGACUUGGAUGAAGGAAUUGAGGGGAUGCUCAUCAAAUUUGCAGAUGACACCAAACUGGGAAGGAUAGCUAAAGCCGUAGAAGACAGAAUCAGAAUUCAAAAUGACCAUAACAGAUUGGAGAACUGGGUGCAAGCUAACAAAAUGAAUUUCAAUCGGGACAAAUAUAAGCUUUUGCCCUUAGGCAGGAAGAACCAGAUGCACAAAUAUAGGAUGGGGGACAUCUGGCUUACUAGCAGUACACGUGAAAAGGAUCUAGGGGUCUUAGUGAACCACAAGUUUAACAUGAGUCAACAGUGUGAUGCAGCAGCAGCAAAAAACAAAACAAAACGCUAAUGCUAUUCUAGGCUGCAUCAACAGAAGUAUAGUGUCCAGAUCAAGGGAAGUCCUACCCCUGUUUCUCAUAUUUUAAGACAUACCCAUAAAAUAAGCCAUAGCAGGAUUUUUAAGCAUUCAAGGAAUAUAAGCCAUACCCCGAAAAUAAGACAUAGUGAUAGGCGCAGCAGCAAUGCCGGCCGCGGCAGGAGGAGGAGGAAAAAAUUAAGACAUCCCUUGAAAAUAAGCCAUAGUGUGUUUUUUUGAGAAAAAAAUAAAUAUAAGACGUGUCUUAUAAUAUGAGAAACACGGUAGUGCCACUCUAUUUUGCCUUAGUCAGACCACACUUGGAAUACAGUGUCCAAUUCUGGGUACCACAGUUUAAGAAGGAUGUUGACAAGCUGGAACGUGUGCAGAGGAGGGCAACCGAGAUGAUCAAGGGUAUGGAAAAUAAGCCUUAUGAGGAGCGCUUGAAGGAGCUGGGUAUGUUACUCUGAGAGGAGAUAUGAUAGCCAUCUUCACAUAUCUUAAGGGCAGUCACAUGGAUCGUGCUUGUUUUCUCCUGCUCUGGAGGGUAGACUCGAACCAAUGGCUUCAAGCUGGAAGAAAGGAGAUUCCGAGUAAUAAUAAUAAUUAUUAUUUAUUAUUUAUACCCUGCCCAUCUGGCUGGGUUUCCCCAGCCACUCUGGGCGGCUUCCAACAAAAUAUUAAAAUACAAUACAGUAGUCCAACUAAACAUUCAGAAAAGCUUUCUGACAGUAAGAGCUGUUCAGCAGUGGAACAGACUCCCACAAGAAGUGGUGGACUCUCCUUCCUUGGAGGUUUUUAAACAGAGGUUGGGUGGCCAUCUGUCAUGGAUGCUUUAGCUAAGAUUCCUGCAUUGCAGGGGGUUGGACUAGAUGACCCUUAGGGUCCCUUCCAACUCUAAGAUUCUAUGAUUCUAUGAGUAUGUCCCACUUUACUAUCCUUUCCCUUGCCCGUUCUUAAUCCUGUGGGCUCUGCUAAAGCAGGUUCUGUGACUCAUUCAGUUAUUUUUCUCCAAUAGUUGCUCAUCUGCCAAUUGAGGUUUACCUUCAGCUUGGUGGAAUUUGAUGACUAAUGCUUAAUAAGAGUAACCACCACAAUCUUAGCUAAUAUAUGCAAGCAUCAAGAAAACAAACAAUAUCCAGUUUUAGCAUGUCAUGGUUUUGAAGCUAAUAUAAUUUGGCAUGCUUGCUUAGUUGAGUUACAACAUAAUUGCUUUGUCUAACCCUGAUUAUUAAUAUAAUAGAUCAAGGGAAAAUUUCUCAACAAAAAAAUAUGCUGCUUCAUGCAUGCUGUAUCGUGCUUAUAUUACCAGCACCCCAAUGUUUACAUUUCAGUUUGCAACCCAAAGUAUGUAUUUUGUUUUCUGUAAUUGCAUAUACUGUGUAUUCUCAGUUAAAUAAUGAUUGUACUAUCCAGAGGCUUCAGUAUAUGUACCUGAAAAUAAUUUAUUAAAAUAGUCAAGAUACUGCAAUAGAUUUAAGACAUUUGUACAUUCUUUAGGAUAGUAAAAGAUAAAGGACCUCUGGAUGGUUAAGUCCAGUUAAAGGUGGCUAUGGGGAUGCGGCGCUCAUCUCACUUCAGGCCGAGGGAGCUGGUGUUUGUCCACAGACAGCUUUCUGGGUCAUGUGGCCAGCAUGAUUAAACUGCUUUUGGUGCAAUGAGACACCGUGAUGAGUGCCAGGCGCAAUGGAACACCGUGACAGAAGCCAGAUAGCAUGGAAACGCUGUUUACCUUCCAGCCGCAGCAGUACCUAUUUAUCUACUUGCACUGGUAUGCUUUCAAACUGCUAGGUUGGCAGAAGCUGGGAAAGAGCAAUAGGAGCUUACCCCAUCAUGGGGAUUUGAACUACUGACUUUCUGAUCGGCAAGCUCAAGAGGCUCAGUAGUUUGGUCAUGUUAGGUGUCACUGCUUCUCAGCCUUUUUUAAAAUAGCGUGAAAGGUAUGUGAAAUACUCACAAAAGCAAAAGAACUGAAAAGUGAAGCAUAAACUGAAACAGACAUUCUAAGGAAGCGAAUUGGAAGUAGUUCACUUGCCAGCUAGUUCUUUUUUCCUCUCUCUCCCUUUUUGGAUAGCUCUGUUUUAACCCAUUUUCUUUGGGCAUCUCUCUUUUCUUUUGGCUGAUUUCAGAUCAGUUAUUCACAUGAAGCUAACAUUGAGCAUUUUAUACUGAACUCACUUGACCUGAUCAGUAAGGGGCAGAAGAGAGAUAAGAUUGUGUCCUCCUUAAUACCUUGAAUAAUGUAAAUGUUUAAUCGGGUUCCAAAAGAACAUUUGUAAACUGGAACAAUCACUUCCUGGUUUGCGGCGUUCGGGAGUCAAAAUGUACGAGUUCCUGGUCCUUCGAACAACAGACGACUGUACUGCAAAAAACUUAAAUGCAUUGGGAGCACCAAUCCCACAACAAACACCUGUCUAGAAGCACCCUGAAUAUAUAAAAGAGCUUAUUUGAAGUAGCGCUCUUGAUGUUGAGUUAUAUGAAAGUUCUGUCUGAGUUGCCAGUGCUUGCUGUUUAACAUAUAUGAGUUAUCCCAUCAAGUCAUUAAUAUGCUUAUUUUGACUCUCCCUAGCUACAUGUUUGGUAUCAUGUGUGCCUCAGUGACAAGGGAAAAUAUAGUAGGGGUGUGGGGAUUUUUGUUUUUUGGAGGGGGGAGGGAAGAAAUGACUGACUAGCCAGACAAAACUUUGAUCUAGAAAGCUUUUGACAUAUAUAAUCCAUAAACUGAUGUAGAAGGAAGGAGGGACUAGCUGUCUGCCCAUGCAGUACAUGAAGAGGCCUAACUUACAAUUUGAAAAACUGCAAGUUAAGGUAAUAAUGCAUAGCUGCCAAGUACCCCGUUUUCCUUGGGAAACCCCCGUAUUUUCUUACCGUUUCCCGCAGGUGUCCCGAAUGGCAAAAUACCCCGUAUUCCCCCCGGAUUACGGAGCUCCUGCUGGCGGCCAUGUUCUUCUGGUGCUGCGCCGGCACCGGAAGUCACUUCUAUGCACUUCCGGACAUGCGUAGAAGCGACUUCUGGCGCUGCGGACAUUUUUGAAAUGGGCAGAGCGGCACCAGAAGUCACUUCUACGCACUUCCGGACAUGCGUAGAAGCGACUUCUGAUGCCGUGGCACUGCUGAUCCCAGAUCUUUCAAUCUGGAACUUGGCACCUAUGGUAAUAAUGAGGUAUUACAAAUUCAUAAUCAGUUGAAUGCAGUGUUAUCUUAAUGUAAAUUACUUCUGGACAAACUGAAUUGUCUGCAAGAAGACAAGUGAAACAUUCCAUCCAUUUGUAGGCCUGAAUUUAAUUAGUUUUAAUAAAAUGUGCUAAAAGUCCCCAGACUUUGCCUACAGGAAGAGGAAACUGUCCAAUUUGCAUCAAACUUUUAGUGUCCAUUUUUACUAGACAGCUGUAAAUUAGAGCCUGGCUACAUGUUAAAUUCAUCACAUCAAAAACCAGCCACAUGCAAACCAGCUAAGAAUUCCUAAGGUCCUCCAGAAACAGAGUGUGCAGGCUAGAGAGGAUCACCAACAAAACACAAAGGAGAACAGGAACAGCUGGCCAACUUUCUCCAGUCAUUGUGCAUCUGUGUUCUAGUGGCCAGUUGCCCAUUAUGGCAUUGUGGAUGAAAAAAGGACAAUUAUGAGAAAAAGCAAAUCAAGAUGAACAACACAGCUAGAAAAGCAGCCAGUGAGAUUGACCCUGCCGUUAGGCUGCGGGAAACUUCCUCUUCUUCUUCUUUUUCUUCUUCUUCUUCUUCUUCUUCUUCUUCUUCUUCUUCUUCUUCUUCUUCUUCUUCUUCUUCUUCUUCUUCUGUCAUGAAAGGGUGGCAGAUUCUUUGUUGUUUCACUUACUGUAUUUCUACUCCUGAAGCACUUUCUGCUUCAGGCUCAGAAAUAAUUUGAUGAUUAGCCUUGGCUAACCUGCAGCUUGACUAGUGAUGAUGAAGGCAUUUGCUGUUGUUCCUCAGGAAACAAAAUUUAGGGUUUCUUAGUGGAGAUCCAGACAGAAAAGUUGUUGAGCUUUCCUUUUUUCGGGGUGGGGGCGAGGGAGUUAUUGAGCUUUAGUUCGGCCCAAAGUUGUUGAGCUUUUUUGCCAAAAUAGCAAAGAAGCCAUUUUUGUGCUUCUGUGUGUAUGCCUAUAGUCUUAUAGAGAACACUUUUUGCUGGGUUCCAAAUCUUAGGAUAACUGACGUCACUACCAAAUGUCACUCUUCUUACUGCACGCUGCUCUUUUUAUGCUUGUGAGUUUUCAUUGUAUUUUCUUAUGCACAGGGAUAUUGUGUUUGGGGUUAGAAGUGGUUAUUUCAGUUUUGAAAAAGAAACCAAGGCUUGCUAAAUGCACAAAUAUUUCCACAUGCUCUUUGAGUCUUUGUUAACGUGCAUUAUGAAGUAACAGCAGGCCUAUCUUCUAAUACAUCCUUUUUCCAUCUGACGUUUGGAUAUUUCUCACAUUUCCAAGUGAUGUCUGCUGAUCUAGUUAAUCUGAGCACAUGCUACAGUGACACACAUACCCCAACUAUAUGGAGAAUUCGCCUCUUCAUAGUUCCAUCCUUAUUUCAAACAUUGUGAUAUAUCAAUAUAUUGUGAUGUUUAACUGGUGAUAUAUCGUGAUCUUGAAAACCAGAUAUUGCCGAGCCCUGGUGGGAAAGGGUAUCCCCCUUUCAUCUUCUUCCCUCUGUCCUACAUAGUUUCCAGGUUGGGAUGUAGUAACCACCUUUGCCAGCUCAUAACAAAGCAUGCAAGCUUUGCUGGCGUCAGACGAAUUCCUCAAGGGUACCAUUGAGACUAUGGGCACCAUGUUGGUGACCCUAGCACUAAAAGGCUAAUAUGAAGAGAAAUAAUUUACUGCUAAUGUGAAUACUUUGGAUGUAGUGUCAACAAGUCUACGAUGAUUCAUAAUGGUGUGUUUUAAUAAUGAUAUUGUGGGGAGUAGAGUGGUUCUGCAGUUAGACACAACCUUUUAUUUUUAAUUAUGUUUCCAUAAGUGACCCUCCUACUUGAACUCUUGAACUUGGAAAAGCAUUUGUACCCUGGAGAAAACUCUCAAAAACGCUGCAGAUCCUGGAUUUCUUAAAAGCCAUUCUUUCCAGGACUGGCAGUAACUAAAGUGACCCUGGUCAAGAUUUCUGUAAGACAGAAAUGCUCCCACAGGUUGCCACCAGAGAAGCUGAGCUGCCAGAAGCUUGCCCUGUGAAUCUUCAGGCGUUCUUAUCUUAAUGGAUUGCUGUAACCUACUAAUCUCUCCAUUUGUCCACUUCCCUGUUUCGUGAGAAUAUUAGCCAGCACAGAUCCUGGGAAAGUUACAUGGUGUGAACGGAAUGUCUGUGGAUGAGAAGACUGAAUCCCCCAUGUAUGUGUAUGAGUCAACAGUCCAUUGUACCAAUAUCCUCCUGUGCCUCAAUGACCAGCGGAAGCAGGAUAUUCUCUGUGAUGUGACUUUGAUUGUGGAGGGGAAAGAGUUCCGAGCCCACCGGGCUGUGCUGGCUGCGUGCAGCGAAUACUUCUUGCAGGUGUUGGUCGGGCAGACAGAAAAUGAUCUGGUGGUCAGCCUGCCAGAGGAGGUCACUGCCAGGGGAUUUGGUCCAUUGUUACAGUUUGCCUACACUGCUAAGCUGUUACUCAGCAGAGAAAACAUACGAGAGGUCAUCCACUGUGCAGAAUUCCUGCGCAUGCACAACCUGGAGGAUUCUUGCUUCAGCUUCCUUCAAACGCAACUCCUGAACAAUGAAGAUGGCCUGUUUCUGUGCAAAAAAGACACCACCUACCAGCGGAUGCAUGAAGACGAGAACUCCGAGGGAGAAGAGGAGGAGACGAUGGAGUCAGAGACUUCCAAGAUCUCUUGCCCAAGGGAGAGAACGCACCCAGAGCCCUUUAACUUUGAAUCGGCCAGUUCGGGAGCGGACAAGGAAGAAGGGAUGCUGCCUGACUCUGAUAUCUUGAACGAUGCCAAGGACAGUUUGGACAAAGAAGCAGUGACCCGGUUACCCAGAUAUAAGAAAUACCAGAUGGCUUGUACCAAGAAUGUCUACAACGCAUCACACAUUAGUACCUCAGGUUUUGCAAGCACAUUCAGUGAAGAAAGUUCUGGCGAUAGCCUCAAGCCAGAGCUUCCUGUAGGGGAAAUUAAAAGUGAGCCUAGGAGUGAGGAGAAUGAUGAAGAAAACAUCACGCUUUGCCUCUCUGGAGAUGAGCCUGACAUCAGGGAUAAAGAGGGGGAUGUUGAAAUGGACCGGAAGCAGCCAAGUCCCACUGGAGCUGACAGGUCUAAAAGUGUUUCCUCCCCUUCCUGCCUAAGGUCUUUCUUCAACCGAACAAAAAAUGUAGACUUAGUUGGCUUCCCCAGUACUUCCCAACAGCACUUUGCCAGGAGUCCAGCAUGCCCUUUCGAAAAGGGGACAACUCAGGGUGACCACAAAACUGAUUAUGUCCCUUUCGCAGGGAAUUAUGGACUCUCCCAAGCUGUUCAGAAGGAUGCUUCCAAUUUUACCGUGGGAUCGCCUCUCAGGGGCCCUGGCUUUGUUGAAGGUCUCUGUAAGCAGGAAGGUGAGGUGGACAGGAGGAGUGUUAUAUUCUCUUCAAAUGUUUGUGACCAAGUAAACACUUCGGUGCAUUCAUAUUCUGGCAUGAACAGCUUGGAGAAAGAUCUCACCGAGACUGUGCCAAAGGGUCUCUGGGCAGGAAGUAGCCAGUCCCUUCCCAGUUGCCAGACCUAUUCUCACAUUGGACAGGCAGCUGAUCUCUUACCAGGACGGAUGCGGCCGAACACCAGCUGCCCAGUGCCAAUUAAAGUUUGCCCUCGCUCUCCUCCACUAGAAACCAGAACGAGGACCUCCAGCUCAUGUUCCUCCUACUCGUACGCAGAGGAUGGCAGCGGGGGUUCGCCAUGUAGCCUCCCUCUGUGCGAGUUUUCAUCUUCCCCCUGUUCCCAAGGAACUCGGUUCCUGACCACGGAGCAUCAGGAGCAGAGCAUGAUGGGAGAUGGAAUGUACAACCAAGUCAGACCCCAGAUAAAAUGUGAGCCAUCCUAUGGAACAAACUCUAGCGAUGAGUCUGGAUCGUUCUCUGAAGCAGACAGUGAAUCAUGUCCUGUGCAAGACAGAGGACAUGAGGUGAAACUUCCAUUUCCUGUAGAUCAAAUCACGGAUCUUCCAAGGAAUGAUUUCCAGAUGAUGAUAAAGAUGCACAAAUUAACCUCAGAGCAAUUGGAAUUUAUCCAUGAUGUUCGGCGGCGCAGUAAAAACCGGAUUGCAGCUCAGCGUUGCCGUAAGAGAAAACUGGACUGUAUUCAGAAUUUAGAAUGUGAAAUCCGCAAGUUGGUUUGUGAGAAGGAGAAACUUCUAUCAGAAAGGAACCAAUUGAAAGCAUGCAUGGGGGAGCUGUUAGAUAAUUUCUCCUGCCUUUCCCAAGAAGUGUGUAGGGAUAUGCAGAGCUCCGAACAGAUCCAAGACCUGCACCGAUACUGCCCUGUCCUCAGGCCUAUGGAUCUUCCAACAGCAACCAGUAUCAACCCUUCACCAGCCGGGGUAGAGCAAAAUGUGGUGACAUCUCAGUGUGUUGGGGAAGGCUUGCAGUGCUGUUCGGAGCAAAGCCCAGUGCAGCAACUAGGAGCUCACUGGCUACCUAACAACAUUUCUGGCAAAUGUGCAGCGGCAAGAGUAUUGGAUGGAGCUGACCAAGGUACUUACUGCGAGCAGGAGCUCCCUCUCGAGCAGAAUAACCAAACGGUGACAGUGGACUUCUGUCAGGAAAUGACUGAUAAAUGUACAACAGAUGAGCAACCUAGGAAGGAAUACACCUAGUGGCUGUAUACCUUUUUCACGCCAUGCCUAGCAAGGUAUUCUUCAGUCAGCCAGUGGCCACGUUCGUUUGUUGUUUAGAUUGAAGAACAUAUUUGGUGCACACUACAGUGGUCUUAGCAGCAAUACUGUUUUUAAGUAUUCCCUCCUCUCUACAAGCGGGAGUUUAACUUCUUCACUAUGGUGCUAUCCCUUGCUCAUGCAGGGGAACAAAACAGUGGCAACACUGUCUGUUUCUUUUUAAUUGUUGUUGUUAUUGUUGUUGUUAUUGUAUUUUAAUUUCAAUAUUCAACAGGGAUGGACAUAACACCUCUGAGGACCCAAACGCAGCUUUUUUCUCAGUGGCCCAUGUCACAAAACCCUAACUCAGGAAUUUCCUCUGAAUGUUCAAUUUUUCAUUGAAGACAGCUUCUUUACACAUCAAAGUUUUAUAACUAAACUGUACAUACUAUAUAUAGUAUAUAUAAAAUAUAUAUCCAUAUGCAAAAAAAAUCCCUGCAUGCCUCAAAUUUUUCUCAUGAAAACAACUGGAAUUUUUUUAAAGUUAUGUUGUAUAAACAAAUUCCAACAUUCCUUCUUCUUUUUUCUUCUUUUUUUUGGGUCAAUGCUAGGUAGUAGUUUGUAACGGUUUUUAAUAUUUUCCCACCGCCACUUAGGUUCACGGUUCAGCAAUAUCAUUCAGUUUGUAUUUUAUUUAUAAAGUUUAAUGUUGGAAGCUUAUUUGAAAUUUUAAUAUACACAGUGUUUGUGGCACAGCUGUCUUUUAUGUGCCCAUUUGAGCAAAGUGGGUUUUAUUUGAAUCCUCUCACAAUACUGUACAGCGAUGGUCAACUUUGCCACUUGCACAGAGUUUUGGAUCAAACCCCUUUUCAUAAAUGAAGUUGUGACUUCAGUAUAACUCAUAUACUGUAUUCUUUGCUUUUUUAUUGUUAUCUGUUAAGUAAAACAACAUUUUUUUUAUUAAAAAUAACAACACCACUCAGGAGAUGAUUAUAUAGGGAAACAACAAUCUUGCCAAAUAUGGAAUUCACCCAAUAGUGUGAAUUGGGUAUUUUCUGUAUUCGUCUUUUUCUUCCUUCUUUUACUUCCCCAAUUCAGAUAUUAAGUCGCUGCUUCUUCUUCUUUCUUUAAGAGGGAUUUUCUAUUUGUCAAGUAUCAUUUGAUACUUACAAAGACACCUUAAAAACUGUACAGUGGCCAGUGUAUGUCAUUGAUAUUGAGAACUAUAGCUUAAGACACAGGUUGUUUACGUUGGUGAACAUAGUUCCAUGAGACUCAGUGAAGUUUGAAUUAAGCUUCCCACUGCAAUUCUUGCUUAUUUAUGUUGUACUAGUGCUGUUCAUCCCUUCCAAUAGUCCUAUUGGCCUCAGUGUGUAAUUCUGUUGUACGCCAUGUUAUGCAGGUGUUAACAGCAGUGUUUCACUACACUUGUUUCCUAUUUACACUGGCAUUUGUUCAACUCUAACUCAGCUCCACAGAAGUAUGAGAAACAGUCUACGUGAAAGGUUUCCAGGACUGGCCCUGUAAUAUAGAGAUGUAGAGGCUUGCUUAGAGCAAUCUCUACCCCAAAGUGUUAAAAAGCAUGCAUUUCUGCAGUGAUUCUGCAGUGAUUGCCCUUGUGUCAGAAAUAUUGUGCUGUCAGAUUUCCUCAGUUUGUAGUAUUUUUAUCAGCACAAAGCAGCAUCUGUCUCAGAGGAAACUUUGUUGGAGGACAAGUUUCAGAAGUACUGAAACUCAAGGAAAUUCAUAAAACUCCAGAUGACCUGACUCACAUGGUGAUUGUGCAAGGCAAGCUUCUUUCAGGUGUAACAUCUGCCCAACAAACAUAUGUGUGAGGGACAGGGGAUAUCGCGAAGUCCCUCCCCUCCUGAGUUCAAGCCCGUCCCCGAGCAAAGGGGAAAGCAGGGAGAGUUCCGAUUCCAGUGGGGAAGCAGGAAGUCGUGUCCGAGGCUCAGGCAAGGUAGAGGAGCCAGGGUCCCAGGUGGGACAGGAAGGGGCAAGUAAGGGGGGAAGACCCAUCCCCCCAACUCCAGAAUUACGCAGGAAGAGGAGGGGCAAGAGGAUGGGUCUGCCAAAGCUUUUGUGUUGGAGAAAGACGCGCCAAAAGCCAUUAGGAGGUUCUGAAACCGACUGACAACAUCGCUCCGUGUAAAUAGCAAUGACUUGAGCACUGUAAAUACGCAGCACCAAUAAAAGAAUAAAAUGCAGAGCUGCGUAGCGUCGUUACUCUGAAGUAGUCCACUCCGGCCACUGUGACAAUAUGGAAACAACUCUUCAGGGAAUGGGUGGGCACAAUCCACCAGGACUUUUCCUACACCAUUUUCAUUGUGAUUGAUGGGAAUUGCUCAAGAGAGAUGCUUUUACAUAACAUCCAAAGAUUUCAAGGGGUUUUUUGUAGGAUACUUUUUCCCUCAUCACCUUAUCCCUGAUGGAUUGUGUCCUCUGUUGUUGUUGUUUUGUUUGCUUUUUUAAAAGUGACUUUCUAUCUUGAUUGUGCCAGGGUGCUUUGAACUAUAUUUUAUGAUGGCAUCUAUGGUUUACAGAUUGGUACUGUUCACCUUUUCUGUGGAUAAAACCAUAUUGAGCCACCACAUGUGAUUGAAACAGGUUUUUUUCCUAUUAACUAUGACAAUAUGUUUCUCAGUGCUAAUGUUUACACUAAGCGGUAUGGCACUCAGUAAAUCUGCAUUGUUUUUAUAAAAGAUGAAUUGACACCCUCUUUUUUAUCAGCUUAUGCAGACAACUUGCCAGUCCUGUUUCUUCUCUGUACUCCAAAUUCACUGCAACCUACCUGCCAACUAGGAGGCGUAUCCAUUGCAUGUGCCACAUUUAUUUACUAGGAAGGGAGGGAUGUUCUUAUGUAGGUUGGAACUGCUAUGUUUUUAAAUAUAUAAAUUAAGUAUUAACCAUUUCUGUAAAACAAACAAAAACUUACUCUAAUUAUUCAUCUAUUUAUAUAUGUCAUAAGGAUGCUAGUUCAAGCUGUAGGAUGUUUUGGCGCAGGGGUGAGAAAGUCCUUGACUCGCUUUGUAGCUAUUUAAUUAUAUUGGAAGCUUGCAACAAUUCUGUGUGCAGAAAACAGAAGCUCUUUAGGGGGUUAGGGGAUAUGCAACUAUGAGGGGAUUGACUUGUAAUCAGUUGACAUUGCAGAGCCCUUCUGUGCUUUGCAAAGAAAUCUUAACUUCUGUGAGAUGGACAGUGAUGGAAGCUAGAUUUUUUUUUUAAGCUACAUGUGAAUUGCAUUAUGGCUUUAAAGCCAGGUUUUUGCAUUUGAGAUUUUGUUGUUGUAAUCGUUCAGUCGACAGUAUUGUUCAAAUGGUUUUUUCUGUUGCCUUCUUUAUUUUUAAGUGACCUCCAGCUAGUUGUGGUUUUUAUGGGUAUUCAACCAAGUCUGAGCUAGCUUUCUGACAUGAAGAUUUGCUAUCACACCAACUCACGUGCAACUGGUACUUUUGACCUCAUUCCAGUGGUUUAAAUGCAAUUGACAGAACAUAUUGUUCCACAGCUAUUGUAUUGACCUGGCUCUCUCAUUGGUGCUGGGCCUCUCUCUACCUUUCUCUUCCAUUUUCUUUUCUUGGAGAAACUGAUUUUUAAAAGUCCACUGCUCAGAUAAGUCUAUCGUUUCAAGCUUUUUAGGAUGAGUUUAUCUUUUCACCAUUUACAAGUGACUGAUAUGUAUAUUUUUCUUAAUUGGACUAUAUAUUGUGUAUGGUUCUUCAGAACUACAUGUGGCUCUUGGGUUAAUGUCAAGAGAGACAUGUAGGAGAAUUAGCUUCAGAACUGGACACGAAGCGACACAUUUGAAUAAAUAACUGACCAAACUUCUAUUGGAAAAUAAAUAAGUAGGCAUUGCUGAACAAUGCAGAAGGAGAAAAUACCUUCGAUUGAUUAAAAAUUCAUAAAGGAAUUAAUAGGUUUGUCUCAGUUUGAGGUUUUGUGCUAGAUGGAAACUGCUUUUGCACUGAUACAAAGAGCAUGUAAGGAGUAUACAUUUAGCUUUGUCCAGUCUGCAACUAGUCCUCCUUUUUAUUUGCCUUUGCUAUACUUUGUAUUGCCAGAAAACCUCAUUUCAUUUAGGCUUUUUCUGCUUUUGUCAGGUGAGUAUUACACUAUGUAAUAUAUUCGUUUCUCCACGUUAUCUUGGGGGUGCCUUGAAUACAAUUGAAGUUCAUUGCAACCUGAUUCUGGAACAAAAGAGCUAGUUUAAAGGGGGGGGGGACUCAAUCAAGUUACCAAGACAUCCCCAUUUUUAUAUUCUAGACCUAACAUAUGACGACUCAGGCGUCAGAGUUUGAUGCUGCAGUAUAAAACUAUUAUUUUAUAUAUUGUGCAAGUAAAUUAUUCAAUGUCUUUCUAAGGGUAUAUGCUGCUUUAAAGAUGCACUAUUUUAUUUUAAUUUUUGUGGAUCUAAUCCAUGUAUUUUUGUUCCCAAGGAAGUAAAAAAAAAUAUCAUUGGAUACACAAACCACUGUGAUUAGUAUUUACAACUGCUGUCUCUUUUUCAAAAAAAAAUAGUGUGGACAUUGCAUAAAACUUAUUGUAACAGAUUCAGCUGCUGAUAAUGUGUUGGUUAAGGGUUACAUUCAACUCAUGCCCAAGCUUUUAAUUUCAAAAGCUUUGAUAAACACCCAGGAUACUUAUAUAGGCAGGUUUUUUAAAAGAAAGAAAAAGAAAGAAAAACGUUCAGCCUUUUUUUUUUUUACCCCUGUCAGGAGUUCUGAACACUGUGAUAUUCAGCAGGUGUGGUUAUUCUCGUCAGUGCAUUGCUGUGAUGAGAAAAGCUACACCUGUGGAAUUUCAGUUUUCCUCAGAGCUCUUAAAACAAAAACGAAUUCUUCCCUGGAUGGAAUAUGGUAAGCAUUGUGACAAACUGCUGUAUGUUUGGGGUUUUUUUUAAAGUUUGUAUGCCAGAGUCAGAAUAAUUCUAAAAUAAAAGAGACCUCCAGAGCCUUUAAUCUCAUUCCACCAUUAUGACUUUUUUACUGGUGACCUGUAACCCUUUUAUAUCCAUGGGUGUCUUUUUAAAGAAUACAUGUAGGUUUAGCCGAUGAAGCUAGAGGGUUCCUUGAGCAUCUGGCCUAAUGGGUAGUAUUGAUAAGCCUAUGCAAGCCUCACCAACCCAGCUCAAACCAAUGACUCCAAGAGGUAGUCUUUACACACAAAUAAUAAGGUUUUUGUUUAUUUAUACCCUUAUUUUCGUUACAUCAGCUUAAUUGUGUACCUGUUUUAAAAUUCUAUUUAGAGAAGGUGGAUAGGGCAAAGGGGGGGGGAUUUCAUGUAGCCUAAGGGAAACCUUGCUAAAAAUGUGGUAGCUAAUUUCUAUCUCCCAUAUAAAAUCAGUGUGUGUACUUUUGCUUGUUUAUACUAUGUAUAUUUAUAAUAUUUGAAUUAUUUCAAGACUCAGGCAUCAGAUGAUGCUGCAGAAUAGAGUUGUACAUGUACAUACAUUAAGUCCAUUCAAACAAUUUUAUGUAUAUUAAAAUCUAUAGUUUGGUGGAUUGUAGACUACUAAUAAAUUAUUAUAAUUUUCUCUGGAAGUUAGAAUGUCAUUGCUUGCCGUGUAAAAGAAUUACAGUAUUUUCCUACACUCCACCAAUAUUAUAUAUUUAAAAAAAACCCAUUAAAACUAGUGAUAUGUGUUUGUUUUUAAAUUAUAAUACUCAUAUGGUUUUACCAUUGUGAUGGAAACCACUUUUACAGUGGAGUGUUAAUUAUUCAAAUUCCCUUCUCAAACUUAAAAGAAGAUUUUUAUGACUGGUUUAAAUGCCUUUUAUUGUUGGACAUGUCAUUAACUCUAUUACAACAUCAGCUCUAUUAUAGGAGUCCAGUUUACAGACAAGUUUAGACACCUAUGCAGUGUGGUAAUUGAUACGUACAUUCGUGCAGCAUGUUUGCUUCCUUUUUGAUAGAACUUAUUCCCGGAUAAGUGUGCAUAGGACUGCAACCUUUGGAACUGAAAAGCUUAAGCAAUUUGGUCAGAAGUUGACUUUUUUCAUUGCUUGGAGUUUGAAAUGUAACUCAGUUUCUCAUUCUGGAAUUAGUUAUCCAUUUAUUUGAAGGAAUUUUGAGUCAGAAACUCAACCUAGGAUUUCCCAUAGCGCCCUGUCUUAAUAGGUCAGUUCAGAUUUGGGGAGCCAGCCUGAGCAUCUAACCGGGAUUUCCCCAUCCACCCACCCACCCCACUUAACCAUAGAACUGUGUGUUGUUUUGAAAGCAAGUUUAAGCUCUUACAUUUGCAAUGUCACAAAAAAAAGAAGAUGAUGUGUGCUUCAGAAACUUGUAUAUUUACUACUUGUGAUAUGACUGAAUAUAUCUGGAUCCCUCCAAUCAGAAAUAAUGCUAAACACUUUGGAGAUCUUUGGAUGCUUGAUUUUUGCCACUCAAUUCAAGGGUCAACUUUUUAUUUCAAGGGUGGAGAACACCCCAAGAAUUUGUUCCAGAACCAGUGGGAUACAAGUGCACCUCUACUAUAUGCCUUACAAACUUCAGAGGCCAUAUUCAAAACAGGGUUUUUAUCAGUGUAUGCAAGGGGAUACAAUCCCUCUUCUCUUCCUCCCCAGGUCAGACAGUAUGGACAGUUUUCACACAUAUCUACCUGUAUAAUCCUCUGUACCUCUCAUAACUGGUCAAUGACUGUAACAAGUUGCAUCAGGUGUUUUUCUAUAUACUUUUUACACAGAUUCUAUGCGAUUAAUGUAACUUAAUUCAAUGCAUCAUUUUAUUGUACUAGUUCUUAAGCUUGUCUAUUAUUUUUUUCUAGGUGACUGUGGUUUCUUGUGAUUUAUAUUGUAUAAAUGAAAUGGCUGUUGAUGCUUAUUCCUUGUUACUAAGAAUUUUUACCUUUUUGGAGAAAAAAACAGCAUUGCUAUGAACUAAUAAAUUUAAGACUUCAUUUACUCAUUGUAAAUACAGUAUCGUGCAAAGAAAAGAAAACCCUUUCCAUUCAUUUGAAUUGAUAGUGUUAACUGAAUUUUGUCUAGACACCAUUUCUGUUGAUGAAAUAAAGACAUAUCAUUACAUAUUGUAGAUCUCUGCCUCUGAAUUUAAUGUUACGUUCAUCGAAAAGCAAGCAAAUCUGAAAGGUGGCUAAAGCAGCAGUCCUAACCCUGUUUACCUGGGAGUAAGCCCCAGUAAAUUCAAUAGGAAUUACUUCUGGGGUGCAUAGGGUGUUAGGAGAGGCGUAAUUCCAUUGGUGUUAUGCUCCUUCUGUGGUAGUUUGUCAUCCUUUGAUCCCCACCCUUCACUUAGCUCUUAUCUGUGACUUCACCCCCCCCCCCCCCGGAGGCACACUCCAUUGUCUCUCAAGACAGAUGGAUGCCAACAACAACUUCUGAAUAGACAUGGCCACGAUUGUGCUGUUAGAUACCAGAUCUUAAAUAAACUGCAAGACUACAUCUAAAUGUAGCAUUAUGUAGAGAUUAGGCAUUCUGCCAUUGUCCAUACUGGCUCACUGUUGGUCUUCAUUUGCACUUCAGGUAACAAGAUCAGUGUAGGUGGCACAGGCUUUUAUCACAUGCAGAAUUCACCUUUGCGUGAUCUUAGCUUACUUUUAAGGUGAAUUUUAAUGGAAUCACACAUUCAUGUUUAGCACUCAGUGACAUGCAGCUGAACAAAUAAGCUGCCUCUGUUAUAAAGCAUUGUAUCCAAGGUCAUGUGAGCUACUAUGAAGGUUCUGUCUAUGAGCUUUUGAUGAGUGUUUUCUCACAUGGGGGUCAUCUUAACAUUCAUAAAGCAAUAUACAUAUGUGCACCACCUUCAGUUAGCUUUAAUGCUUUUAGAGAGUUGCUCACAUGGACUUACUUCAGGAAUAUUUGGACUGCUUGGCUUUGAGAUACUGAGUUGUGCAUGUCAUUAUUACUUUGGCAUUGGAAAUAUUACUUAAGAUUUCAUGUAAUAGAAGGUGUUGACAUGCUGUACAUUAUUCUUAAUUAGGUUUUGUAAACUAAAUACAGAGUUGUUUAGUUUGUGAUUUAUCUCACUGUAUUCCUUGGGCAUGGUAUCCUUUAGAAAAAUCUUCAUUUACUAGUAAAGAAAACACUAGAAGCUUGUGAAAAACAUGGAAGUGGGUCUUCCCCACCCUGUCUUUCUUUAUCCUUUAGUUAAUGUUUCCUAUUCAACCAAACAUUUAAGUGUGCAGCUUGAAGCAAUUGUGCGUUCUUGAGGAGGGUUGAUUGGAGCCCAUUAUAACUGGAACAGAAGAAGAAACUCACUUGUUCCAUAUUGUGCAGUUGCCUGUUUGAACGUUUAUCUAUUGUGGUUUCUAGGGCUGUUUUUUUUCUUUCUGUCCCAAAGGGGUAAGAGUUGAUUUUUUACUCUGUAUGUUUUUUGUGUUUGAGUGAGACUGAAAAUAUGGAGUGGAUUUCAUAAAGAGAGUGUGUGCUCUAUGAGAAAAAGAAAUCAAUGACGGACGAAAGAAAGAAAGCACUAUUAAAAUUGUGGUAGAAAUACUUUUCGCAUAGGAUAUAGCAAUGAGGGCCUCUUGAGUUAGUUAAAAGCAUUGAAGUGACCCUUGGGAGUUGUACAUCCCUGUUGUGAACUCGAUAAUCUUUCCCUUGCUGUCACACAUAACUGGAAAUAGUCUGGCCUAUUCAUUUUUGACCUUGCAGUUAUUCCCUACCAUUUUUUGAAUCUAUUAUCCCCUCCAUUAAGUCUAGCUGUGCGCUCAGUCAUCUCUACCCUAUUUAAUAAUGAGAGGAGAGAGAAAAAACACCCAGAUAAUGAACAGUUUCCCCUUCAGGACAGGUAUCUUUUCUAUGGCAAGGCUACCCUUACUUCCUAUUUGCUAUAUAAGGCAGGAACAGCAGUAGUCGGAAAGAGACGUUAUUAUCCUUUUGUUGUUAAAAAGCCCAACCUUUCCAUAAGCAGCAACAAGUAGAACUGCCUGGACAAAGACAAUGUAGAAACAUUUUAAAUUGUUGCUUUAGACCCCCUUUUAUGCUAAAUGAAUAAAACAGGGGUAGGCUAUAUCAUGUUUUGUUGUUUUUUUAAAAAAAAAGCUUUCAGCCCGUGUUUAUUAACAUUUGGAGAAACAGGCAAGUAACAAGGUAAUGCUGACAAUUCCUUCAAGAUCAUAAGAUUCAGCGUGCCAAAGGUCUGGGGAGGGAGGUAGCUGUGCAUCUUCGAGAUGGAUUCAGACUUCUUUGUUAACCUGCAGCAUUGAACUAAAAACUGCAUGCUGCUUUCAUUUUUUAUUCAUUGAUUCCUGGGGCGUACAGAGGUGGGCAGGGAAGAGAGCCUUUCAGAAAGCAGUCUCGUCUGCCAAGCCCACCCUUACAGAUGUUUCGUAUCUCGACAGCCUUGAAGUUGUGUAUCGGGGCUCCUGCUGGAUAGCUAUGUGGCAGUCCUACAAAUCAAGAUGUGUAUCUCCCCCACAGUCUUCUGCCAGGAACAAAAGAAUGCUGUUUUGUAGCAGCUGGGCACACUAAACAGCUCCUAGUAGUUGCACAUGAGAGGAAAUGGGAGCGUUUUGAAAACAGGCUUUUGGAUCACACGUGCGGCUGCCAAGAUGCAUGUGUUGGUCAGAAAUAACAGAUUCCAUAUCCAUAGCUGUCCACCUUGAAGCAGCAUAUUUGCUAGGGUUUAGGAGGAAGGGAGAGAACUGCUUUUAACCUUCAUGUUUCAGGUUUUGGGAUUUGCUGCUGUGCUUUGGUAGUGCUGCUAAGCAAGCAUUAUUUUUUCAUGAUAGAUGAUAGUUCUAGUAGCACAUUCUGAAAGAGAAAAGAGAAAGAAACUGACUUGGCUUGUAGAAGAAGAAAGAAGGUUCAGUGAAAUGUUCAUUCUCAAUAGAUUUGUAGAUUAUUUUAGUUUUAGCUUACCUGUUUUGCUUACAGUUUAGUGAAGGAGUGACAAAUCUGUUUCCCUCUGGAUGUUCCCAUCAUCUCUAACCAUUGGUUAUGCUGAGACUGAUGGGAGCUAGAGUCCAACAAUAUAUUGAGGGAUGCAGGUCAGCCACACCAGCUUAGUGCUUCAUCUUAAAAGCACAACCACCCUGCUGGAUUAAACCAAGGUCAGCCUAGUCCAGUCACUUGCUUGUGAGAAACCCACAAGCAGUACUUCUGUCCUGCUGUUUGCUCCCCAACAAAUACUGCCUCAGAAUAUGAGAGUGGUGGAGAAGCUGUAGUCCUCCAGAUCAUGGGUAGGCAAACUAAGGCCCGGGAGCUGGAUCCGGCCCAAUCACCUUCUAAAUCCGGCCCGCGGACGGUCCAGGAAUCAGCGUGUUUUUACAUUAGUAGAUUGUGCCCUUUUAUUUAAAAUGCAUCUCUGGGUUAUUUGUGGGGCACAGGAAUUCGUCCGUGUUUGUUUUCUCUUCAGAAUCUUAUCCAGCCCCCCACAAGGUCUGAGAGACAGUGGAUCAGCCCCCUCCUGAAAAAGUUUGCUGACCCCUGCUCCAGAAGAUGUGGAAGUGGUGGCGCAUCAGCUCCAGAUACCAUAGCAAAAUGGUCAAGGAUCAUGGGGGUUGUGGUUCAGCAGUGUCUUGGGGCAGGGGAUGCAAAUGUUUUCACAUUCCUGAGAUAACAGAUCUGCCCUCCAUCAAUUUAUGGGAACCCUUUAAAAAGCAACCUAAGCUAGUGGUCAUUUCUCAAUUUGUGUCAAAGUACUUCCCUUUGUCUGCCCUCAAUCUCUUGUCACUCAGGGAGUAGCAGGAUAGGACUAGCUUUGCUCUGUCUGCCCCAUUCUGCCCCAUUCUCUAAGCAACAGAACCACAUUUCAGUUGCUGUGGUGCCGGUUGCUGUGGUGCCGGUCAAUGCUGCUGCUUCAACCAAUCCAGCAAAUGGAGCUAUAGAUGUCGUGGCUUUUAACAAUUCAAUUUGGAGAAGUCCUUCUUGGGUCCUGUUCAACCACAUAGACACUUGUUGCUCAGUCAACAGCUGAACAGCAUAGUAAGUAGUGCAAACAAAUAAUAUAAGAAUGUAGCAGGCAUACUGGGAAAGAUCCAUAGCCCACGAGGCCCAAUAUCCAAUCUCUGAAAGCGAACAGUCUUACUUGUUUAAGAUGUCCUGUCACAGUGGAAGCAUCUGCUAGUGGGAGUUCCCCCUUACAUCUGAACUUGGAACUCUGAUUAAUUGAAACUACAGGUG
This is a messenger RNA of Zootoca vivipara (common lizard), 20408 nucleotides long. The record is from RefSeq and is a predicted model, not a curated record. NCBI's taxonomy places the organism in Eukaryota, Metazoa, Chordata, Lepidosauria, Squamata, Lacertidae.